AUGUGUACGAGAGAUAAAGAUGGAAAAAUCGUCAGAAAGAAGGUAAAAGCUCAGAGUCAGCAUGGAAAAGGUGGCAAUGGUCUUGGUAAUCAUGACGCUCAACGGCACCGCAAAAUCCCACGCGAUACAAUCAAUGGCAUCAAAAACCCCUCCAUUCGUCGUUUGGCCCGCCGUGGUGGCGUCAAGCGUAUAUCCAACAUGAUCUACGAGGAGACCCGUAGUGUUCUCAAAAGUUUCCUCAGAAGUGUAAUCUACGACGCCAUUGUAUACACCGAACAUGCCAAACGCAAGACUGUCACUGAACUUGACGUCGUUCAUGCCCUCAAGCGUCAAGGCCGCACCAUCUACGGAUACGGCAACUGA
Aureobasidium melanogenum CBS 110374 is the source of this 363-nucleotide messenger RNA. RefSeq names its product histone-fold-containing protein. The coding region runs from base 1 to 363 and encodes 120 amino acids. Lineage: Eukaryota; Fungi; Ascomycota; Dothideomycetes; Dothideales; Saccotheciaceae. Gene Ontology annotation, molecular function: structural constituent of chromatin; DNA binding; protein heterodimerization activity. The transcript has 2 exons. Gene Ontology annotation, biological process: nucleosome assembly. The record is from RefSeq and is a predicted model, not a curated record.